This is a messenger RNA of Argentina anserina (silverweed cinquefoil), 612 nucleotides long. RefSeq lists its product as uncharacterized. Lineage: Eukaryota; Viridiplantae; Streptophyta; Magnoliopsida; Rosales; Rosaceae. The transcript is spliced from 2 exons. The record is from RefSeq and is a predicted model, not a curated record. Bases 1 to 546 code for a protein of 181 amino acids.
AUGAUUGUGGAGUGUUUUCCUACGUCGAUAAGCAACUUCACAAGUGCGCAUCUUGUUGAUAUUGGCAAUUGCAUCAAGCUUUUCAUCUUCUUCUUCCUCUUCCACUCCAUCUCCCUCAUCCUCCUCUUCAACUCCUCCUCCUCCUCCUCCGAUCGCCACACCCUCGCUUGCUGCCGGUCAUGGAUCCCUUCUCUCUGUUCUCUUUCGGGAUCAUUUUGGGCGAUACGGUACAAGACCAACACGGAGGGCCACCUGGAGAAGUUGAUGGAGAGGGAGAAGGAGGACAAGAAGCUUCUCGGGAAAUGUAUCGAGGAGUUAAAGAAGAAGGGGCUGGAGUUUGAUCUGUUGAAGGAGGUGGAUGCGCUGAGGAGGGCCAAGAGUAUGAGGGUGGAGGCCAAAGUGGUCAAUAAGUGGUCUGCUAGGGACUUUGUGACUCUGUUUUUCUUUGUUGUUUCUUGCUAUGCUUGCUCUACUCACGGUGAUGCAAAGCUCGCGAAACUUGCAGCUAAGGAGCUAAUUGAUGUUGAACCGUGGGAUCUGUUGUGAGGAGGGAGAUUGAGUACUUUGGCAAGGUUGAGCUUGACUGGUGUGGAAGCUGAGUGAAGUCCCGGG